Sorex fumeus (smoky shrew) is the source of this 903-nucleotide messenger RNA. It is a transcript of the gene NEIL2, whose product is annotated as nei like DNA glycosylase 2. The record is from RefSeq and is a predicted model, not a curated record. Lineage: Eukaryota; Metazoa; Chordata; Mammalia; Eulipotyphla; Soricidae. Gene Ontology annotation, molecular function: DNA N-glycosylase activity; zinc ion binding; DNA-(apurinic or apyrimidinic site) endonuclease activity. Gene Ontology annotation, biological process: base-excision repair. The coding region runs from base 1 to 903 and encodes 300 amino acids. The transcript is spliced from 4 exons. Gene Ontology annotation, cellular component: nucleus.
AUGCCCGAAGGCCCGUCCGUGCGCGUGUUCCACCAGCGAGUGUCGCCCUUCGUGGGGCAGCGCGUGGCCAGCGCCGGGGGCAGUACCAGGAAGCUGGAGCCGGCCGCCUUGCAGGGCCUGCGGCUGAUGGACACCCGGGUCCACGGGAAGAUCCUGUUCCUUAGGUUUGAUCCGGAUGAAGAAACUAGAGGCCAGAGUGCACCUGAGCCCUCUGGGCCAGAGGUGCAGCGGGAGGGUCCUGGUGGCCAGGAAGACUCUGCCCGGUGUGGCGGGAAUGCAGCCGGUACGUGGCUGCAGGUGCGCUUCGGCCUGUUUGGCAGCAUCCGCAGGAACGAGUUCUCCAGGGCCACCCAGGCCAACAAGCGGGGCGACUGGAGGGACCCCGCUCCCAGGCUGCUCCUGCGCUUCGUAGGUGGCAGCUUCCUGACCUUCUACGCCUGUCAACUGACCUGGGGCCCGGGGCCCAUGGGCACAGCUGCCUCUGACAUUCUAUCACAGAUGUUCCAACGAGGACAAGCCCUGGAGGCACUGGGCCAGGCGAGACCCGUCUGCUACACGCUGAUGGAUCAGAGGCACUUCUCGGGCCUAGGGAAUGUCAUCAAGAACGAAGCCUUGUAUGAGGCCCGGGUACACCCACUCUCACUGGGCUCCGUGCUUAGCCGGGCCCAGCUGGAGACACUGCUGGAUCAGGCCCUGGCAUUCAGCGCAGAUUGGCUCCGUGGCAAGACCCAGGGCCGCCGGCAGCACACGCACAUCUACCAGAAAGCGCACUGCCCUGAUGGCCACCCGGUCCAGAGGGAGGCCCUGGGCCCACCAGGGGGCUUGCAGAGGCUCACCUGGUGGUGCCCACAGUGCCAACCCCAAGUGCCUCUGGAGGAGCAGGGCCAGCGGGAGGCCUCCUAG